CUAGUGUUGCGUAGAGCUUUAUUUAUUACAUUUAUUGUGCGUACAUCUUCACGAAAUUGUAAUUUAUAAAAGAAAAAAGAAUUUUAUGUUACGUUGUGUGGGCAGUCUGCGGAAAAUGGCCAGUUUUAGUGGACAGAAACUUGAGCAUGUGGUGAAACAGCUAGAAUGCUUUGCUCCUACCUCACUGGCUGAAAAAUGGGACAACGUGGGACUGCUGAUCGAGCCAACUAAACAUAAAUUAGUGCAGCGCAUAUUGCUUACUAAUGAUCUCACAGAGCCCGUUAUGGGCGAAGCUCUGGAAAAGAAUGUGGAUCUGAUAAUUAGCUAUCAUCCGCCAAUUUUUCGGCCACUGACGCGGAUCACACAAUCAAAUUGGAAGGAACGCGUGGUUGCCUCGUGUUUACUGAACUCCAUAGCGCUCUAUUCUCCACACACCGCCUGGGAUAAGGUGUUGGGUGGCGUAAACGAUUGGCUGGCCAAGGCUGUGGACAUCAAGGGCAUAAAGCCUUUGGUUCCUGAGGUAGGCGCCGAACCGGGGACUGGAUCGGGCCGCUUAGUGGACACAAAUAUGACCAUCUCACAGCUGGUGCAAACGCUACAGGAGCACAUACAACAAUGCGUCCAUGUGGCUUAUGCAGUAGAGCACCAUCCGAAAUCACAAGUGAGCACUGUGGGCAUUUGUGCCGGCUCUGGAGGAUCGCUGCUGCGCGGUGUGCAGGCGGAUGUGAUGAUUACGGGUGAAAUGUCGCAUCAUGAGUUGCUCGACUUCAAUCACAAUGGUACCACAGUAUUGUUGUGCAACCACAGUAACUCGGAACGUGGAUAUCUUAAGGAAUUUAAGGUGCUUCUAAGCGAACGUCUUGAGGGCGCCUGUGAAUUGUUUAUAUCGGAAAAGGAUAAAGAUCCCUUGCAAACAUUGAUCAGAGGCGAUGCUCAAGGCGCACAGAGCAUUCAACAGUAGUUGAGGUUUAACAAACGCAUUUAAUGUUAUAUAAUUACAAUCGCAACUUAAACUUAAA
Drosophila albomicans is the source of this 1019-nucleotide messenger RNA. RefSeq names its product NIF3-like protein 1. Gene Ontology annotation, cellular component: mitochondrion; cytoplasm. The transcript has 2 exons. The record is from RefSeq and is a predicted model, not a curated record. Lineage: Eukaryota; Metazoa; Arthropoda; Insecta; Diptera; Drosophilidae. Bases 86 to 961 code for a protein of 291 amino acids.